GCACUUGCAGGCGAGCGCUUAUCAUGACUCGCAGUCCUAAAAGCCGAGGCGGUGCCUCAUCAAGGAUAAUAUUCGCGUGCAUCCUAAUUUUCGCAGGAAUAUUCCACGUGCGGUCAAGCGCUGUUGCAGAAACCGUAGCGUCUGAAAUGUUGGAAUCAGACGAAGAGGGAAGCUACGACCCCGAGGCGGUCUUCAGGCUGAUGGAAGCAGCAAGGUUGAGCAGGCGUUUGAAAUAUCAAGAAAAUGACACAACCACCUUGCCAAAAAAUCAUUUAAUUUCACAGAGUGAUAGCGUUCAAGACCGACAGCUUUCGUUUAGAGAGCAAGUUUCUCGGGGAAAAAUGGAGGGACAUGAAAACCCAGGCAGUGCAGAAAUUUUAAACUUGGGAAUGAUCAAGACGAGUGAUUCAACAACAACGGAAACUUAUACCAUUAGCAAGGAAUCUGCAUAUGUUAACGACACUGACGAAUUAACUUCCAGCAAAACAUCACAUCGAGAAGAUAAUAUUGAACCUACUGAGGAAAAGGAAACUUCUACUUUCAUAAAUUCCAAGCGUAGAAAAACAAGAAGAAAACUUACGUCGAAAAGAAAAAUUGAUGGAAUUGAAGCGUCAUUGAUGAAUGCUAAGGGAAACGAAGAAAGACUACAAAGCAUUCUUUCAAAAUAUGAUUUAAAACCACAUGCUUCACUGACCACACCAGCCUACGACGAAAAGCUCGAAAAUAAAACCAAAACCGACGCAGAAAAACAUAUCGACAAACACAACACUGCUACAGAGAACAACAGCACAAAUGGUUCGGUAGAAACUCCACUACAGGAGAGAAAAGUCACUUCGUCAACUAGAAAUCAAAGUUCCUAUGUGAUGAUGACUCCAAGAGAAAUUACAAAAGAAAAACUCGAUGAGAAUGCCCGAAACUUGAGGCUCAGACGACUAACACCAAAAACCAGAAUUGGAUCUCAAAAUGGCUCAAAAUCAGAAGAAAGCCUUGAAAGGAAAUUCGAGCAGCCAAAAGUGAAUGACGUGAAGAAAUUGACAUUACAUCAUGGCAAUGAUAGUAAUCGAUUGCGCAGUAAUUAUUCAGGAAGCAAUCAAGACACUUUGAAAUUGAAAUUGGAUGACUUCGUAAAAUCUAACUCACAAUCAAAAGAAUCUACAAAUCUUGAUUUAUUCCCAAUAUACGAACAAGACAAAGAAGGGCUUAUUGCAAUUGUGUCGUCAACUACCUCAAGUCCACAAAGAGAUUAUGCUAAUAAAAGAGUCCAGGAAUCAACGAUGAAAAAUAAAGAAAGCGACGAGUCAGAUAUCGAAAAGUACGUCGGUGCGUCCUCAACAGACGCCCGGCAAACGAACGACGAAAUAAGAAACGGACCCAUAUCUGAUUAUCAAGAAACUAUUCAAUAUUCCAAGAAUAUCACUUCACUCCCAGACAAUCAUGAUGCAGCAGACAACUAUCAACUUUCCGAAACCCGGGCAAAUCAUCAGAAAGCUGCAGGUACCAACGUAGUAGAAUCAGUCACUGCAGGAAAUUUGGGUACGGACGCUCGACCGAAAUUGUCCGACGCCGAUGUCCGCAAAAAACUGAGAUCGAGACUUACGCCUGAGCUUAGAAAAUCCAUCUUGCAGAGAAGUGCGAGGCUUCGAGCGAGGCGCCAGCAUAAUAAACAGCAUGGUAACGCCUCCACAAUCAACGCUCCAGCAACAGAGGGUGAAAUGGACGAACUUAGUACGAG
Molecule: messenger RNA, 1732 nt
Organism: Hyalella azteca
Lineage: Eukaryota; Metazoa; Arthropoda; Malacostraca; Amphipoda; Hyalellidae
Exons: 3
Source: RefSeq, a predicted model, not a curated record